Pisolithus orientalis is the source of this 1976-nucleotide messenger RNA. Its product is annotated as kinase-like protein. Gene Ontology annotation, biological process: peptidyl-threonine phosphorylation; actomyosin structure organization. The record is from RefSeq and is a predicted model, not a curated record. Gene Ontology annotation, cellular component: cytoskeleton; cytoplasm. The transcript is spliced from 8 exons. The coding region runs from base 387 to 1838 and encodes 483 amino acids. NCBI's taxonomy places the organism in Eukaryota, Fungi, Basidiomycota, Agaricomycetes, Boletales, Pisolithaceae. Gene Ontology annotation, molecular function: ATP binding; protein serine/threonine kinase activity.
AGACGUCCGUUCCAGACCAAGUCGGGGUUCUAUUACUACUAGUACAUACUACGCCAGCUCAGAAGGUUCAAAUCUGCGUAGUAUGCGACGGGGCUGGGUUGCAACAAGCCUUCUAACUGUCCGACCGGACAUCCGCCUUUGAUCGACACAGAUCAUCCAUCACGACUAGUUUUGAACCUUGUGUUUGGUCCCGUCUCGAAGCCGGUGGCGCUGCCAGGAAAGCAGGCCUAGAAAUGCACCGCGUGUAGAGUCCUGUUUUAUUUACCUGUUCGGCGAGGCCGAACCGGAGGUUGUUUUACGUUGGUCCCAUGAUUUUUUAAAAGUAAUUAUUAAGUUGAACUUGCCUCUUGGCCCUCAACCACGACGUCCUUCAAGAUCCUUCAACCAUGAGCGAGCUACACUCACUGGAAACGCUCUCUGAUGCAACCCUCGCCGAGCCAUCUGUUCGGGAGCGCUCAGUAUCGCCUGCCCCGAGCAGCGGCAGCAAGGCUGGCAGAGGAGACGACUACGUGUACUUUGAGCGAAGCUCCGAAGGGUUCUCGUCUGAUGCGGUAUCCCGCGCGACAGCUGCCAAGCUGAAGCUCGAGUCUUACUACAAGCUCGCUGUGGAUGCAGCAAUCGAAAGGAAUUCGCGGCGUGUUGAGUUGGAACAAAAGAUAAAUCAGGGUAUUAUCCCCAAUGAGGCCAAGGACCGGGAGAUACGCAAGUAUCGGAGACUCGAAUCCCAACAUCUGCGUCUCCGGAGAACCAAGAUCCGACUCUCUGAUUUCCGCACCGUGAAAGUAAUUGGAAAAGGCGCAUUUGGAGAAGUGCGACUGGUUCAGAAGAUGGACACGGGUAAAGUUUAUGCCAUGAAGACCCUACAGAAAGCCGAGAUGUUGAAGCGGGACCAGCUUGCGCAUAUACGCGCCGAACGUGAUCUCCUUGCAGAAUCCACGUCGCCUUGGGUGGUUCAAUUGUUCUACUCUUUCCAAGAUCCCCUCUACUUAUAUCUCAUCAUGGAGUUUCUUCCUGGUGGUGACCUUAUGACCAUGCUUAUGAAGUAUGAUGUUUUCUCGGAAGAUGUUACCCGUUUCUACAUGGCGGAGUGCAUACUUGCCAUUCAAGCUGUUCAUGAUCUAGGCUACAUCCAUCGUGACAUUAAACCUGAUAACAUAUUGAUCGACAAGAAUGGCCAUCUAAAGUUGUCUGACUUUGGCCUCUCCACCGGCCUUCACAAGAAAACAGAUGCAGAUUACUACAAACGACUCUUGGAUCAGGACAAGCAGAAGGAUUCUGCACGCAACAGUGUACAAGUCAAUGCCAUCCAUCUGACAAUGAGUCGAGAGCAAAUUGCAACCUGGAAAGCAAACCGCCGAAAACUGGCUUAUUCCACGGUCGGCACACCGGAUUACAUUGCACCAGAAGUGUUCAUGCUGAAAGGAUAUGGAAAGGAAUGUGAUUGGUGGUCAUUAGGUGCAAUAAUGUUCGAGUGCUUGGUCGGUUACGCGCCGUUCUGCUCAGAGAAUCCGAGCGACACAUACAAGAAGAUCAUAGACUGGCCACACUAUCUGUAUUUUCCCGAGGAAGUACAUCUCAGUCAAGAGGCAGAACACCUCAUACGAAGCAUGAUGACAUGGGCCCCGCAGCGACUGGGAGUGAAUGAGAUCAAGAACCAUCCCUUCUUUUAUGGAGCCGACUGGGACAACCUGCGCUAUAUAGCACCACCUUUUGUCCCUGCUCUGUCGUCCGUCACGGAUACUACAUACUUCCCUACGGACGAGUUGAACAACUUACCUGAGCAGUUGGAGGCCGUCGAGCAAGUUGGUUCUGACAAGGACCUCGCGUUUUUGGGGUGAGUCCUCGCGUAAAAGUCAAUUUACAGCCGUCGUUUAUCAAUUUUGCUCACCAGAUUCACGUUCAAACGGUUCACCUGAAGACGGGACAGGAACCCGCUUCGUAGCUAUUGUUUUGAGUUCUUUUUUUUGCAGGACUAG